Molecule: messenger RNA, 1478 nt
Organism: Mya arenaria
Lineage: Eukaryota; Metazoa; Mollusca; Bivalvia; Myida; Myidae
Product: glycoprotein-N-acetylgalactosamine 3-beta-galactosyltransferase 1-like
Exons: 4
Coding region: 117-1166 (349 amino acids)
Cellular component (GO): membrane
Molecular function (GO): N-acetylgalactosaminide beta-1,3-galactosyltransferase activity
Source: RefSeq, a predicted model, not a curated record
AGCGGCAAUAAUUUGUACAAAAAACAAUUAUGUCUUCCAGCAAAGUAUAACAUUGUUUUAAGUGAAGGAAAGUUUGGAUUUAACGUGACAUUGCACUGGGAUUAAAUGUAGACAAGAUGAAGACAGGGACUUUUAACUUCGUGCUUGGGCUGUCCGUGGGUCUGGUUAUUGCCUACAUGGGAAUCACAUACUUCGCAAGCCCAGGGACACUUGGGUUAUCAGCCAGCGUGAAACACAUGACCAUCAGCGAGGACGGACCCAGGGUCGAGGUUCCAAGAGACUCGUUUCUUACUCACGAGGAUCUUGAUAAGAUACAGAAAAUCAUCCGCCCUGUACAGUUUCAGGACGCGCAUUCGCAUCAUGACGACAACAGAGAGGCCAAAGAACUGUACGAUCAAAUACGGGUUUUACGCUGGGUAAUGACUAAUCCACAGAAUCUGGAGAAAAAAGCCGUACAUGUGCGUGCCACGUGGGGCCAUAGAUGUAACAAGCUUAUUUUUAUAAGUUCAGUGACUAAUGACAGUUUUCCUACGGUGGGAAUUGAUGUUCCCGAGGGUCGCGAGCAUUUGACUGGUAAAACUAUGAAAGCAUUCCAAUAUGUGUUCGACCACCAUUUCGAUGACGCUGAUUGGUUUAUGAAAGCCGAUGACGACACUUACACUAUUUUAGAAAACUUACGCUAUUUCCUCUCGGGUCAGAAUAAAGACUCGCCAAUUUUUUUCGGUCACCAUUUUAAGGUAAGUGUUAAACAAGAAUACUUUAGCGGAGGCGCGGGGUACAUAAUUAGUAAGGAGGCGCUAAAAAGAUUUGGUGCUCACGGAACGAACGCAUCCAUGUGCCGCCAAGAUGGCGGAGCUGAGGACGCGGAGUUUGGCAAGUGUAUGCAGAACUUGGGGGUUAAAGUCGGCAACUCCACUGACCGGUUCGGUCGGAGUCGAUUCCAUUGUUUUGACACGGCUACACAUUUGAUGGGCAACUAUCCAAGGUGGUAUCAUCUACUUGACGCGCACGGAGGCCAAAGUGGUCGGGCGAGCAUCUCCGACUAUGCAAUAAGCUUCCACUACGUUCCCCCGGCCAGGAUGUACGAACUGGAAUAUUUUACUUACCAUUUUAGACCGUACGGUAUUCAUUUUGGAAAUCAAGAUUUAAAUCAGGAAAUGACGUAAAACCGGAAAUGACGUAGUAGUCAAAGUAAAAUAAUGUUUAGAAUAGACCUCACCAAAUUGAUAAGUUGUUCGUCGGAUUUUUUUCCAAAAAAUAAUGGCGAAAUAACAAUACAAAUAUUUGUUUUGCAUUUAGCAAAAAAGGAGGAGCGAGCGAGCGAAGAACGAACACUUAGAUACUUUUACUCCAGUUUAUUCACUUAUUAACUAAACAAUAAUAUUGUAAAUAGUACAAGGAAAACAUCCGAGGGAAAGAAUGAUUACACUACAAGAUCAUUUUAUACAAAUAUUUGUUUUGAAUUACAAAAGCUAUUU